AUGUAUAUUACUUUAGAAACACUAAGAAAUAAGAAUACUCUUUGGACUAUCCCAUAUAAAAUAGAUUGUUAUUCUUCAUACGCUUCUACAUAUAAACCUUCUAACAUAUUAGUUGACAAUCCAUCCGAUGCGAAUUCUCGGUGGUCUACUACUACGAAUGAUCAUAGACAGUACAUAAUACUAGAAUAUAAAUCAUCCGUUGUAUCUACAAUAACAUUCGGUAAAUUUAGUAAAAUACACGUUUGUAAUAUAAAAGAGAUGAAAAUAAGUGUAUCUUACGAUAAAAAAUCGUGGAUAGAAGUAUUUUAUGGUGGAUUAAAGAAUGAUACAACAAAUGAGACACAUAAUCUUUUAUAUAUACAAGAUGAAUUAAUUAUUAGUAGAUAUAUGAAAAUUGAACCUUUAGCUGCCUGGGGAAUGAAUUUUAAUUAUUCGAUAUGGUUUAUACAACUUAAAGGUAUCAGUAAUACGAGGUUUAAUGAUAUAAUGUACGAAAGGCAGCGCACACAAGAUAUAAAGACAGUUAAAAAAAUUUUAAAAAAGUAUAAUGAAUGUAUACUUGAUAGUGAAAGUGAAAUAGAAAGGUUAAUAAAAUAUAAAGAUUUUGACAAGUUAGAAAAUUACAUUUUAAAUCUAAAUGAUGAUAAAUUUGAUGUGUACGUUAAAAAAUCGGCGUAUUACGGUAACUGGACUGAAAUUAAAAACAAUGAAAAUAAAGAUUGGCCUUGUCCCAGGGGUGGACAUCAAAUGGUAUGUACAAGUAAAGGAAUCUAUUUGUAUGGUGGGUGGGAUGGACUCGAAGAAUUAGGUGAUAUGUGGCAUUACAAUGGAAGUUGGAAGUGUUUAUACCAAGAUUUAAAUAAAAGAGAUACGUAUAAAGAUGAUACAAUAGAGAAGGAUGUAGUAAGUGAUAAAAAUAUGAACUGUAGUGUGAGAUUAGGACAGUCCACAUUCGAAGAAGAAAUUAAUAUAACACGACAAAGUGAAAUAGAAAAAGAACACUGUGGUGCUAAUACUAUUACAUAUGUAGAAGACAUUACCACUACAUUACAGGAUACCCCUGGAAAAAGAUCAUGUCAUAAAAUGUGUACUGAUGGACAAAGGUUAUAUUUAUCAGGUAAAUAUAUACCGACAUCAGAAAGAACGGGUGAAAUUAGUAGCUCAGAUAUAUGGGUUUAUAACGGUAAAUGGGUAAAAUACAAUAGUACAGGGGAUGUUGCCUCAAACAUGUAUGAUCACUAUUUAGUUUACAUGCACAAUUUAAUUUAUAUGUUUGGUGGUAAGACUACUAAUUUUGAUGAUUCAUUUGGUGGACUGUACAAAAUUCAAAUCGAUGACAAAUUAUCGUCGGCCAAAUGGACACGUCUUCUCGAUUCUACGAUUCAAUCGCACGAUUCUCCCGUUUUAAAAGGUAGACUUGGACAUGUCUUGUUACAUAUAAAUCUUCCCGAAUAUCCCAAUACACUUGCUGUGGUAGGUGGACAGAGGGGAAAAGAAUACUUUAAAUCUAUAUCUUUGUAUUCUUUAGAUACUAACACAGUGUAUGAAACUAUUCCCUUUCCUAUUUAUACUGAUGGUCGUGUACUACAAAGAAGUAUUUUAUAUAACACUGAUAUUCUUAUUCUUUUUACAUACGGAAAAGAUAAAGAAAGCAGACUUGACAUAUCAGCACUAUAUUCAUACAGUCUUGUAUUUAGAAAAUGGACAGAAAUAGAACUGGAUUCGGCCGGGCCUAUGCCGAGAACGGCACAUCAAUUUGUGCUAUGGAACAAUAUUUUUUAUUUAUUCGGCGGAAAUGUAGUUGACACUAGACAAAGUGAUUUAUGGAUGUUAGAAUUAAAGAAAAGGACUUAUAAAGAUGCAAGACGGAUGGCUUUUAUGACUGUUAGAAAACAUAAGUUUUUCGAGAUUUAUAAAAAUGAUACACAGGAAGGUUUAAAGUAUUUAAGAAGUAAAGUAAAAGAAUGUGUUGUAGACAGAUACACAAAAAGGAUAUUUGAAGAUACUUGUUACGAGAUAUUUAAAAGAAAAAGUGAUGCGCUGGAAGAUAUUGAACAAUAUAUUAAUAAAUAG
Messenger RNA from Vairimorpha ceranae, 2073 nucleotides. RefSeq names its product muskelin n-terminus domain-containing protein. NCBI's taxonomy places the organism in Eukaryota, Fungi, Microsporidia, Nosematidae. Gene Ontology annotation, molecular function: protein binding. The transcript has a single exon. The record is from RefSeq and is a predicted model, not a curated record. The coding region runs from base 1 to 2073 and encodes 690 amino acids. Gene Ontology annotation, cellular component: cytoplasm.